AUGGAAAUACUUGAAUUUUUCCUCUUGCUUUCAGUAUUUACCAAAAACUCCCUCAUCUUCCUUGCAUAUUCCUCCACCCUCAGGUUGACACUCGUUUCUGUUUCCGGUCCGUACAGCUCUCAUUCCAUCGUUACUUGCUCCAUCCAUUCCUCCGUUUGGCAUAUAAACCUCUUCAACUUACUCACCCCGCUCUCUAUUCCUCCCUUGUCUUAUUCACUCAUUCGCUAUUCCUGCUACUUCUUUUUUUACGUUUACUUACUCUUUUACUCUUCCUUCUCCCCUAAUUCUUAUCAUGUCACUCACUUCAGGAGACAUUUGUCUUUUUUUUUCUCUACCCAAACAAAAAUCCUUGAGAAUCUAAGCGAACUAACAAGGCUCUUCUCUUCUAUAUCUACCAUGGCUGGAGACGAACCCCCAUUCCUCAGUGUUGGGACAGAUGUCAGUGCCAAAUACCGUGGAGCUUUUUGUGAAGCAAAAGUUAAAAAAAUUGUACGAUCAGUAAAAUGCAAGGUAUUUAUAAAAGAAACCCAGACAUCUGUUAUGGUAACAGAUGAUCAAAUACAAGGUCCAUUAAAGGUUGGUGCUUCUGUUGUCGUUAAUGUAUCUGAAACCAACCAGGUUGCAGAAGGUGUUAUCAAUAAAGUGAAUGACUGCAGUAUGUAUACUGUCGUUUUUGAUGAUGGAGAUGAGAGGACCCUGAGGAGAAGUCAGUUGUGCUUGAAAGGUGAAAAGCAUUUUGUUGAAAGUGAGAUGAGUAACUUAGAAGUUUGUGGCGGGUUUAUUAUAAAUUGGUUUUGUAACGAUAACGAAAUGAACCCCGUCGGUAGUUCAUCUAUUGAUAAUCAAACACUAGAUCAUUUGCCUUUGUCACAUCCAGAACAUUUUGGCACUCCAGUUAUGCAGAGCAAGAAAGGAAAAAGAGGAAGAUAUUCUGCUUCAGGCCUGUCUUCAUCUUUCAGGGCUGAUUAUGAAGAAGACAGCAGCUCAGAAGAGAGUCCACCUAAGAGAGCUUCAUACAAAGGUCGUUUUCAAGAGCUUGUUGGCAAAGUAAUGUGUAUGGAAAGUGGUGACAAAAGAAAAUCACCUUUGUAUGUUCCUGUAUUGGUGGUACUACCUGAUGCUCACCCUGUUGAACUGAAAAGCAAGGACCAUUUACUUGUUAGGUCAUUCAAAGAUGGUAAAUUCAUAACAAUACCCAAAAGAGAUCUGAAGGAUUUUACAAGAGACAUUGCUCUGAAAAAUGAAGACAAAGGAUUGAAAGCUGCUAUGGAGAAAGCAUUGUUAUACUUUGAUUGUCAUGAGCUCCCACAGAAUUGGGCCAAAGAAGAACUGUUAGGGACUGAUGAUGACAGUGAAAAUGAUGAUGAAGAGUCAUCUGACGAUGAACCGAGUGAAGAAGAAGACAGAUUUGUUGCUCAACUGUACAAAUUCAUGGAUGACAGAGGAACACCAAUCAACAAAGGUCCUUCCUUAGGCAAUAAAGAUCUUAACUUAUAUAAACUUUUUAAAAUUGUUCAAAAUUUUGGAGGCUAUAAUAAGGUCACAAACACAAUGAAGUGGAGAUGGGUAUAUUCUAAAAUGAAAAUGCUAGCAUCAAAUACUGGAUCACAUCAAAUAAAAAAUGCUUACAAAAAGUACUUACAUGCAUUUGAAGACUUUUACCGAAAACUUGGUAGUACAAUGGGAACUAUCAGCCGUCCACGAAGUAGUCGCCAUAGUACAGGAAGAAGUAUUUUAUUUUUGAGGGCUCGUGAUAGUUGCAGAUCUCGAGAACGAAAAACAGCAAAAGAUGAGGAAAAGUCUAAAGAUGAAGAAGACAAAAAAUCAAAAGACUCAGAUGCCUCAAAGGAUAAAACAGAUGAACAAUCCCCUUCUGUCACAGAGGAAACAGAAAGUGAAUCCAAGGAUAAAUGUGAUGAAGAAGGAACAAAGAAAGAAAGUAGUAAAAAAGAAAAGACAAAGCGUGAGAAAGACAGGCUUCGUAGAGAAGUAAAAGAGGAACCAGACAGUGAUAAAAAAGAUGAUACAAAACAUACAAGGAAGAGAGAUGAUGAUAAAAAGGGAGACACACCAAAAAGUGUAGACAAGAAAACUAAUAAAAAAGAUAAAGAAGCAAAAACACCUGAUGUUAAAAAAGAACUACCAAAGAAAAGGGUUAGAAAACGGUCAACGAGAGGGGAUGAUGUAAAGAAAGAAGCUGAUGAAAAAACUGCUUCUGAUUCUCAGAAAUCAAAAGUGGUGGAUAUGUGGUAUAAAGAUGAUAAGAACAAAGAUUCUAAAUCUUCACAGAAAGAAGAAAAAAAUGUAAAAGAUAAGAAAAGCAAAGAGGAUAAGAAUAAAGAAAUGCGUGAAGAUAAAAAGGAGAGUAAGAUUAAAACAGAACCAGAUGAUGAUGCUGAAACCAAAAGAAGUGAAGAUGCUGCUGAUACUGAUGAAGAGGAAGAUGAAGAAGAGGAGGAAGAGGAGGAGGAAGAUGAAAGCAAAUCUGUUGGGCUCAGUGGAUCAAAAGAAUAUCCCACUGGAACAAAACUAAAAGUAAAAUAUGGCAGGGGAAGAAACCAGAAAAUAUAUGAAGCAAAGGUUGUUGAAUUUGGUGCAGAAGGUGGGCAUGAACAGUAUUUGGUGCAUUAUGCUGGAUGGAAUACAAGGUAUGAUGAAUGGGUGCGACCAGAAAGAAUAGUUAAAGUUAUUGGAAAGCCUGAAUUAGGAAAUAAGAAAAAGUCAAAGAGUCAUUCACCAAGAUCUCCAAAGGGAGUGGGGGCAACAAAAAAGCGUGUCCCAAGCCAGAGUCGAACACAGCAGAGUAAUAAUUCUACAAAAGAGGAAAACCUGGUACCAGUGUCUACGACUUGUGCAGCAGCGGUGGCAGCAGCGGCUACUGUUGUUCCUGUAUCACCUCCCUCAGCCUCAUCUCGAUUAGCAAAGGACAGCCAAGCAAAAGUUCGUCCAACACGCUCAAACAGCAUGGAGUUUCUUGUCGUGGAAGGACUCCCACCUGAAAGUGAAGAUGAUCAGGAUAGUGAAGUGGAAUACAACAAAAGUGAAAGAAAUUUGUUAUCAGAAGCACAUUUUUUUGAUGCCUCAGAAGAAGAAGCAUUGAAAGAAAUGCUAAUGAAAAUGGAGGAACAGGAACGGAAUGCUGAGAAAGAAAAAAUAAGUUGUGAGCCAACAGAAGUAAGUGAAACAAAACCUGUUGUUGAAGAAUUGGUAGCGCCAGCACCCAAGGAAGCAAUCUCUCUGCAGAUUGUGAAACCUGAAGCACAACCAACAAAUGGCAAUUUCAAAAAUAUUUCUGUGGUUGCUUGUGAUGAGGUGCUGAAAGUAUCAAGUCAAAAGUUGUCUAAAGAGGAGAGUCAUCCAACUAAGGUAGAAGCUGAAUAUUAUGAGUCGAGAAUACGAUCAGAGCCAGUCCCUUCAGACUCUGAAGAUGUCACGUCACUACCACCACCACCACCUCCACAACAGCAGCAACAGACCUCCCAGGAUGUUGACCAUGAAGAGACACCUCAGGAUGUUGACCAUGAAGAGGAGGAUGAGGAAGAUGAUGAUUUUGAUGAUGAUGAGCAUGAAGAACCAAUGAGACGUGAUCCACUCCCAGGUGGAGAGUCACCACAUGAAUGCAAUGCCAGUACAAUUUCGAAUGACAGUUGUGGGAGCAGUAGUGGGAAUAUUCCAAGUUCUGAUAGCAGCAAUGAUGUAGCACCUCCUCCAACUGCAAAACGGAAAAGAGAAGAUUUAGAGUUCAUGCCUGCUAAAAAGAAAAAACGAACAAACAAGACAAACAAGACUGGUAUUGAAAGACGGAGAGAGACAAAACCUUCUGAAUGUGAAGAAAGUUACAGUGUGGAAGACAAAGGUGCUGAAACAUCAAGUCCUGAAUAUGAAGCAUCACCAAUAUCACAUGCCUUGUCAACACAUUCGUCACUGCCAAAAUCAAAUUCAAUCACUUCCAAACCACCACGGAUUUCCAAGUAUAAUUUUAAUCUUGAUGAGGCACAAUAUCUUGAUGGAGAAAAACUCAUCACAUUCCUUAUGGAUAAAAUACAGCAAAUUCGCCGAAUAUAUAUGAAUCUAAAAACUGAAGUUGCUUCAAUUGACAGGCGGAGAAAACGAGCUAAACGGAAAGAAAGAGAAAAUUCCCAAACUGCAUCCAACUUGGAGGUCGAAUGCGUAUAG
Messenger RNA from Acanthosepion pharaonis, 4176 nucleotides. NCBI's taxonomy places the organism in Eukaryota, Metazoa, Mollusca, Cephalopoda, Sepiida, Sepiidae. The record is from the annotation of a GenBank genome assembly.